Molecule: messenger RNA, 1698 nt
Organism: Aspergillus aculeatus ATCC 16872
Lineage: Eukaryota; Fungi; Ascomycota; Eurotiomycetes; Eurotiales; Aspergillaceae
Exons: 5
Coding region: 1-1698 (565 amino acids)
Source: RefSeq, a predicted model, not a curated record
AUGCGCUACGAAAAUUGGGAUGUGCUUAUCUUCCCUGAAACUUCCAAGGUGCCUCUCCAAGAAUUCAAGACGCAAUGUUUUGUCACCAAGGACAAAGAAUCUCCCUACCUGCACAGCCCAGCCCUUAUCAACCCAGCCUCAUGCUCCAUACCACAAGGCAAUCUGGGACAGUUGCCGGUUUUGACUACGUUCAUUCCAAGCUUGCGUCAAAAUACUCCUUUUCGAGUGUCCAUUCAUAGCUGGGAUAGGCCUGUGCCUAGCCGGUUCAUGGAAAGUCUUCUUCAGCCAGAUGAUUCAUUGCUCUUUGAAGUCCGCGUCUUCAUCGACGGGCUUUGCGUGUCCGGUAGUGUGUUUACUCAGAGAUCCUCUUGGCCUCAUGUUCUCGAUGUCGAUAAAAGCGGCAACCAAGAUUGUCUCCGUUUCCCUACGUUUCACCAUGAAAUCCUGAAGCAACCGCAUUGGGAUGCUGGUGAACUCUACGGCAGGAUCAGGGUAGUAAUUGCUGAAGGGUUUUCGCGACCUCACCGCUCGCCCCCCUUCGAACGUGUGAAAGAAGUCAUCGUAUUUGCUUUCCAGCAUGCUCCUCUCCAGAUUCUUGAAUACUCCGAAAUUGCCUGGCCGAAUCCCUCUAUGUGGACGCGUGAGCCCCGGCUGUUUAAGUACAACUCUAGGUGUGCUAUAAGCAAUAUGAAAGAACCUGAAGAUAGCCACGCGCACUCACCUUCAAGAAAUGAAGGUCGACAGAUCUUGGCCACUAGAAGCCAGACCAGCAACCAAUCUGGGUGCAGCUCUUGGACUUACCGCAAUUAUCAGCGGCAGGUACCCCAAUGGCAAGGCCAACCAGGCGAGUCCAGAUGGCUGCCUCAAGAACAAUUCGUAACAGAUCCCUUCAUUGACCCCUGCGUGCUCGACCCGGCUGCACGCCACCGAGGAGCUAGAGCGUCCUGGGAAGAUGUGCCUAUGCCGGACUAUACGUCCAACUCCAGUAGCAGUCGCGCCAUUUCAAGCAUGACGGGCAUCAGUUAUGAACACAGCAAGCAUCCUAGCAUCGUCACCCCUAUCGACGAGGAGUCGUACACUCAGUUAUUAGAAGCGCUGAGUCCUGCACCCCUCAACUGUGGCACGUAUGCGCCAACAAACACACCUUCGACUGCGCUGCCCAUGGGGGCUAAGCUUUCGGCGGCAGCGAGAGCUCGAUCUGCGUCUUACUCGAAGAGUACAGGACGAGCAUCCGAAUUGAGAGAGACAUCGGUGCCCGAGACCAGGGAAAUGUCGGCUUCAAGCACGAAGACAAACCCGGCUGCUGAAGCUGCAGCAACAGGCAAGGUGCAUGCCAGUCCCAGCACGCAUGUCAAGAGUCGCAAGGAAGGUCUAUCUUACGAGAACAAAGAGAAUGAAAUCUCGAUAGAGACAUCUGGGAAGGAUAGUGGCAAAGCUCGCCAGACACCGCUGAGGCCUACAGUACGUACCAGCGGAGUUAUGGGUACGCCAACCGAGCCCAAGGCGGAUCUAUCAUCUGGCUCUGCUGGUGGAAGCGAGGACCUUUGCGAAUACAAACAGGUACCCAUCUUGCUGUCUCCCACUAAAGACUUACCUAUGGGUGGACACCUGGUUCAUCAUGCGAACCUUGAUGGCUCCCUUGAGACGAGACCGCCGCUUGCUGUCAGCACGGCCUUGGAUGUGGCAGAGAUCGAUUAG